Molecule: messenger RNA, 4311 nt
Organism: Petromyzon marinus (sea lamprey)
Lineage: Eukaryota; Metazoa; Chordata; Hyperoartia; Petromyzontiformes; Petromyzontidae
Gene: CMTM8
Product: CKLF like MARVEL transmembrane domain containing 8
Biological process (GO): myelination
Cellular component (GO): membrane
Molecular function (GO): structural constituent of myelin sheath
Source: RefSeq, a predicted model, not a curated record
GGGGGGGGAGUCUUUGUCUUUAUGUUAUGGGAACCAUGACACGUGACCACCAGGGUCAUUCGCAACGGCCGAUUGAAAAGAUAACUGCCGCAGAUUUCUUCGCGCGGAAUGACGUCACAGGGCGGGUGAUGAGUCACGCCCACUGGGGGCGUGGUCCUCGCACAGGUAAGGGCGAGAUAUAUCUACGGUAUGUGCUCAGACUUGAAGCUCAGUGUCUCUCUCCUCCAUCCCCCAUCCGAGCAAGACAUACCUGCCCGACUGCAGCUGAGCUCAGCUCAUAGACGGACGUCCCCCUAUGUCACAUUCGCCGGCUGACACAUUAAGCUCGUCGACGAUUCUUAACAAGCGCAUUUGCUUGCUUUAUUGACGAACAGGUCUUUUUUUGAGACGUAUUUGUGGCAGUCGUACGCGCGUGUUCCAGUUUAAAUCACGCAGAUGAGAACGCGUUGCAGGUGAAGCCUCAGUAGUAGUUCUGUGAAGCUCAGAUUGCCAUUGCAGUAUCUGUAUCGUUGGCUGUGUAGCAGCUUCAGCCAUGGCCGAUUUCCCCGACAAAGUUUCAACGAAUACGAGCAGUAGCUACCCGACAGCACAAUCGUCGUCACAAAUCGCUUUGGACAAAGGAUUUGUGAAAACCAUUCCGGGUAUUCUUAUGAUACUGGAAAUAGUGUUUGGUCUCCUGGUGUGGUCUCUGGUCGCGGCCACCAAUUACACGACCGUGCCUCCACUUGGCUGGGUCCUGUUCGUGGCCGUGUUCUUUUGGCUUCUCACCAUCUUCUUCUUCGUCGUCGACCUCUUUGCACUCUACACCCGGGCACAGAACAUCAACUGGUCGCUGGUGGGCCUGGUCUUCAACGCGUUCGCUAGCGUCCUUUAUUUCUCGGCUGCCAUAGUGGAGGCGACCAUAGCCAGCUCCUGGACCCGCGAUGAGCUCGAUAUGUACGGGCACCACAUUGCCGCCACGGGGUUUGGCUAUAACCUUGCUGCUGCAGUCAUUUAUCUUACCGCUGCCAUCACUGACGCCGCAAGCAGCAACAUAUACCAAGGAAAUGAGCGAUCACACCUGGUGGCCUCCACGCUGCUGUUGGAAUGGUACUGUGCCAAUACAUAUUUGCCAUUCUGUGUGCAAAAAAACCCAUUGCUUUUCUACUUCAAAUCCUUUCUCACUGCCCAAGAAAUAUCAGGGGAUUAAGGAACUUGAAAUGUAUUGGGUUGAAAUAAAUCCAGGGACUUUUAUUGUCGCAUUUGAGAGAGUAGGUGGCCGCAUUCGGGUGCCAACUAGCUACGUUUCAAGAUAAGAGCCAGCCGUCUCGAUUUAAACGCAAUUGAGACCACCGAUCAUAAUCCACGAGCCAGCGCUCGCCAAUCUAAUAAUUUCUGAGGGAUCUGCUGAAGUGAGGCUUCCUAAUUAGGAGUCUCAUUUUGGCUGAAGUCACCCGUGAGCCAUAAACGUCAUUCUUAGUGCAGAGCAAUGGUUUUCAUUAUGCCUCUCUCAAGCUGCACAUGAGGCUCGUUCCAUGCUCAUCCGUGGCCCAUGCAGAGUGGAGGGGGUGGCCUAAUAGCUGUGACACCUCCAUCACCAAUUGCAGAUAUGUGGAUUUGUGACCCCCACCCCCCAGUCUCUGAGACAGAAACUUACAAUGAUGUCACUUAACCUCUGGGCACGGCUAGAGUCACUGCCAAAUGAGCGCACACGGCGCUGUUUGAAAUUCUGGGAAACGGCAUACGUGAACAGCGCCGUUACUCACGCUUAGGCACACUGAGCCCUCAGGUCCUGGAGAAGUACGGGAGUGGAAAUGAGGUCCUUUAGCUUACAGAUUGUGAUCUCUCUCUCUUGCCGCUGUUGUGCCACAGUACACGGCAGCCGGCAAAUAAAAUUAGCAAAGCGCAACGGUGGCGCGAGUUGAAUGCCCGUGACAUUGUACCCACACACGUGGCAGAUGGUGGGGGUAAGGAGUAGGGUUGAGCGAGUACUUUUCGUAGUGGUAUGGUUUUGCCACACCGCUCUCGAUAUCUCUAUGCUAAAUGAAAAAAAAACCCUGAAAAAUAAAAUAUAUUAUUGGAUAUUGAAUACCCUGAUAUUUCUAACAGAUGGCCACUUUGUCUCUGCUUGCAUUUCAAUGUUUGAUGCUUGUACCUGUAUAAUGAAAUGAUUGUGCCACUCAAUGAUUGAUCUGUUAAAUGAUAUAAACAUAGUUUUUUUUAUUAGGAGCACAAGCCAUUGUAUAUAUUCCUUUCAACUCAAAAGUAGUUAUUUUAUUCUCAACAUAGUCUUUACUGUACUCUCAUUUGCAUGAACAAUGCUGAUCUUAAAAUAAACCUGCUAAAUUGAAUGCUUUGUUUUAUUUAUACGUCACUAUUAUGAUUUAAUUAUAGUUUGUAAGAUGUUAAAUUUGAUCAUAUCAACGUGCAAUAUGAAAUGUGUGAGGUAAUUCAAUAAUAUAUCAUCAGGCACUUUGCUCAUCUGUGCGUCAAGACUAAAAUUGUUUUACAAUAGAGGUGGGUGGUGGAGAGGUUAUAGAGCGCUGGGCUGGCACGCCGGAGAUCUUCAGUUCGAACAUGAAUUUCAGCCACCCGUGAUUCAAUCAAAUUCUUAGGUGUUGCGAGGUUUCUGGUUUCGGUCCAGUCACUGAUUGCCGUGCACACAAAACAUAUAUUAUCUGAGGUGUCCAAAUUCCAGCUCUGUGAAUGAAUCGGUUUGACUGUCAUGCAACAAUCUCAUUGUGGAGCACAUGAUAACAUUCACCCCCUACUGUAUAAUUGGUACAAAGGCCAAUUGAAGGAUGUUUUAGAAGUCCUGCGGCGAUUCUAUUCUGUAGCCAGCCUUGAAAUAUAUGGGGCACACUCCUAUAGCACAACUGAAAUAAAUUGGCAAGACUUUUUAAUCUAUUUAAUGCAUUUUAAAAAUAUUUUUCAUUAUUAUUUUCCUGUUGCUUGAAGUCAAACUGCUUUGUGAAUAUGUUUUGCUACUAUACAGUUGAACAAAGGGCCUGUUUGAGGUUAAGCAUGUUGUGCAUUGCUUUCCAUUUAGGUACGAGUGAAAUUAGUGGUACAGAACAGAAAUCAAAUGUUUGCAAUUUUAACUUAAAACCAAUGUCAUCAUUCAUUUUAAAAUGACAAAGAUAAACUGAUGCCAAUUACAAAUGGAUUCAAUACUGUGUGAUAUUCACGGUGACAGUGAAACACACUAAGGCAUGAUUUGUUAUGAAAUUGCUAAAACGCAGGUGCGUUCCAGAAUGCUUUUUAAACUUUAAUCACCAACCUCACGAGUACCAAACAUCAUCCUUAACCACCUCAAAUUGAGAAGUAUGCAAUUUUGCACACUUAGUCUGUUAAUUGAAAUGUAAAUACAUCAAUAGAACAUUCCUUUAUAGGCCUUUCGGUUAUGCUUAAAUGACAAGCACUGUACUAAAACUGAUGUGCUGAUCGGCAGAAUGUGAAUCUUGGUGAUUUAUUAUGAUUUUCUGUCCACCUCUGCCUUUGCCCUGCAGGUUUUUGCCUUUGUGGUCACCUGCUGUUACUGCGCCAACACUGGCUUCAGUUACCGAGCGUGGCGUACCAGCUCCUAGACCUUAGAAAGCUGCCACUGCCAAUGUGGUACUAACAGCUUUUCCUACUAAACUGCCACCUUGACAUUUAUUUUAUAUAUAACAAAAAAAAUCUACACAGAACACGAAGAAAACUUUUUGUGCAGCAUGACUGGUUUGCUGAUUUGUCAAUUUUUUAUAUUUUUAUUUUAUCACACUGGUUUGGAAAUGUUUAAUAGCAACCUCCUUAAAAAAAUAGCUGCAUUCUUCCGAGAUCAAUUGACCUCCCUUGCACACCGGGUGAAAUGUAUUUACAGAGUGGCGCGUGAUUGGAACUCACUAUGUAGCAGUUUUGUGUGUAAGAUUGAGUUAUUGAUUAGCUGACCAACCAGUUCUGUCAGUGUUUACAGAAAAUAAAAAAAACCCAAACAUCUAUUUCAAGAGGCUUUAAACUUUUUUAGUGACCCAAUUUUUGCCACGAAAAUUGUGAAUCUCGUAACGUUAAGGUGGCUUUUGCAUGUAUUGUACAGAUUAAAUCAAAUUGUUCAUGUGCUUUUGAAAACAAAUCACUCUCUUGAAAUUGUGAAAACAGCCUUGCGUUGAAUUCAUCGUGAGAGAUCAAUGUUUAAACACCUAUGUAAGGAAACAGAAAGUUAUUAUAGAAUCUUCUUGGUUCUUUCGGUAAAGUCACGUAGAAUGAGAAUAAAACAAUAAAACAAAAUAAGACAAAAUUCUCACGACGUUUCGGCCACAACACAAGUAGCCUUCUUCAGGUGAAGGAACAGAA